AUGGGGAACACUGUGACCAUAUGUUCAUUGGAAGAUAGCGCUUUGGUGGCUAGUUGUUUAGAAGAUGGUGAAUCAGUCUACAGAAGGUAUAAAAUGCCUAGUGGUAAACAUAAGAAAGGCCCUAGUGGCGAAGAUUCCGAAGAUGAAAGCGAAGUCUUGGAAGAAAGUCCCUGUGGAAGAUGGCUUAAAAGGAGAGAAGAGCAGGGUAGGUAUUCUUUGUGA
Nezara viridula (southern green stink bug) is the source of this 222-nucleotide messenger RNA. NCBI's taxonomy places the organism in Eukaryota, Metazoa, Arthropoda, Insecta, Hemiptera, Pentatomidae. The record is from the annotation of a GenBank genome assembly.